AUGACGAAGAGGCCCAGUGAGACGCUUCGAAAGUACGCCGAGUGUUAUUGGCAGUUGUUUAACAAAAUACCUAGCAUUGACCAAUAUUGGGCGGUGAGAAAUUUUAAGAACGGAUUGGAGACAGGUAGCAAGAUUCUUAACAAACUAGCAAUUCGGACCCCUCAUGGGAUGAAUAAGCUCAUGAGGACAGUGGAGCAAUUUUGUUCCUACGAAGAGUUCCUCGCCGAGCAAGAACUUCAAGCAGGACAACCUUCCGUUGUCCCCCAAAGCCUCCAUGUCCCCACCCCUCAACUCGCGGGUAUGAAACAUGUGAUUCCGUCCCAACCGAAGAAGCAAGUGAAUACCGUGAAGAUGGGAAACAAGAAAGCACCGAAGCCUCAUGAUUACGUCGCCGAGACAAUAGUCUUUAAGGAGCCGAUCUACUUUCUCCUCAAGACCUUAGAGCGAGAACCGUUCUUUGUUUGGCUGAACCCGCCAAAGCUCAACACGGAGGCAGGGAAUGACAACAAUAGGAAACGGUGCUCAUACCAUAACGAGCUCGGUCACUACACCAUGACAUGCACUCCCUACAAAGCACUUCUGGAAAACUUGGCGGCUCAAGGACUUCUCAACGAUCACACUGAUUGGACAAAGACUUUGAGGCAACAGCCAAACAUUAGAGGCCCCAAUCCUGUCCCACAUCUGGUAGGAGUCAUUAACGUCAUUCAUGGACAAGUAAACAAGGAGGCGGCCCAACAGCUUCAGUCUGAACUUAACCGAGCCAAAAAUUCUGGCCAAAUUUUUUCGAUCGAAAGCGCGUCCAAACGCUUGAAGACUGCUGAAUGUCCAUGGUCAAUCACCUUCACUGAACGGGAUCUCCAGAGGGUGCAGACGCCGCACAAUGACGCACUUGUCGUGACAAUACAGAUACGCAUACUAUCAAGAGGGUCCUUAUAG
Messenger RNA from Rhododendron vialii, 936 nucleotides. RefSeq lists its product as uncharacterized. The transcript has a single exon. The record is from RefSeq and is a predicted model, not a curated record. Lineage: Eukaryota; Viridiplantae; Streptophyta; Magnoliopsida; Ericales; Ericaceae. Bases 1 to 936 code for a protein of 311 amino acids.